CUAGAAAAGGUUGUUUUCCCACAGUUGUUUCACUUCCACACUCUCUCUCCCUCACUCUGUCAUUUGUUCAUUGGUGGCUUUCAUCUCAAAGCUGGAAAAACAUAUCACAAGCCAAACAGAGAACAGCAGCAAAACCAACAUUCCAAAUAUCAACACACCUUCCCCUAAUAAGGAGAGUUAAAUCAGCCAAGUACAAUCAAUCCACCACUCUCAACUUCCAUCCCCACCAACUCCACAUCGAUCCUAUCCCUCAUCCUCAUCAAUCAUCUUCUCUCAAUAUUCCAAAAAAUUAAUUUUAUUUUCAAUCUUUCCCUUACAGGAUCUUGAUCAAUAUCUCUUGAUCAGUGAGUAGCUGCAGUUCUCAAACCCAUAUUUAGCUAAAUGCCUGCAUAUUUCUGCUAGCUAUCACACUCUGCUUUCCCUUUUCUGCUUUUCUUCACACAGAAAUAGAAACUCACCUUCCAUAAAUAGUCAACGAAUCAGCUUCUCUUUCACUUUGGUUGCUUUUGCCUUAUCUUUUUUAGAUUAAGGUGAAAUGGCGAGGGAGAAGAUUCAGAUUAAGAAGAUCGACAACGCCACGGCGAGACAAGUCACGUUCUCCAAGCGGCGCAGGGGGCUCUUCAAGAAAGCUGAAGAGCUUUCAGUUCUCUGUGAUGCUGAUGUUGCCCUUGUAGUCUUCUCUUCCACUGGGAAGCUCUUCGAGUACUCCAACUUAAGUAUGAAGGAAAUACUUGAAAGGCAUCAUUUGCACUCAAAGAACCUUGCAAAACUGGAACAACCGUCUCUCGAGUUGCAGUUAGUUGAAAACAGCAACUGCUCCAGAUUGAAUAAGGAAGUUGCUGAGAAGAGUCGUCUAUUAAGGCAGCUAAGAGGAGAGGAUCUUCAAGGUUUAAAUAUUGAAGAAUUACAACAACUGGAGAGGUCCCUGGAAACUGGAUUGGGGCGUGUAAUCGAAAAGAAGGGAGAGAAGAUUAUGAAUGAGAUCAAUGGUCUCCAAAUAAAGGGAAAGCAAUUGAUGGAGGAGAACGAACGGCUAAAGCGUCACGUGGCUGGCAUGAUUAGCACAGGCUUAAUGCAUGGAGAUACUGAGUCAGAAUUGUUAGUUAUGGAAGAAGGUCAUUCUUCAGAGUCUGUUACUAACGUUUGUAACUCCACUACUGGGCCUCCCUUAGAGGAUGAUAGCUCAGACACGUCGCUCAAACUGGGGCUUCCAUACUAAGGCUGAAGGAAAAGUGUGUGGAGUUAAACUUACAGGGCAAGAUGAACAAAUAUUAAUGUGAAUGGUCUUUAGUGGAUUAAUUGGUGGUAUAGUACUUCUAUAUUAGUAAUGACUUUUGGAGGUACGCGAGAUAUGUCAUUGAGAAAUUGAUAAGAUGUAAUUAUUUCCCAACUAAUGUUCUAAUUCGCAUUAUAAUUAACCAGGACAAUGUGGUAUCCUUCCUUUUCAUUUUAUCCAAAAUCAACUGUCUUAUUUUUGCC
Messenger RNA from Lotus japonicus, 1479 nucleotides. RefSeq names its product MADS-box protein JOINTLESS. Lineage: Eukaryota; Viridiplantae; Streptophyta; Magnoliopsida; Fabales; Fabaceae. Gene Ontology annotation, molecular function: protein dimerization activity; RNA polymerase II cis-regulatory region sequence-specific DNA binding; DNA-binding transcription factor activity, RNA polymerase II-specific. The transcript is spliced from 8 exons. Gene Ontology annotation, cellular component: nucleus. The coding region runs from base 536 to 1219 and encodes 227 amino acids. The record is from RefSeq and is a predicted model, not a curated record. Gene Ontology annotation, biological process: positive regulation of transcription by RNA polymerase II.